AUGGAUUCCCGUACCCACAGAGACAGGCUGAGCAAAGAGAAGCAGCAGUAUUUCUUAGGCAUAGCAAGCAUCCGGUUUGGAGCCCUAGAUUUUGACUGGUGCCGGCAACGGAAUCCGCUCAGUGGGAGCCCAGAUCAGAAGAAUGUGGCUAGUUUGGAGACCAUGUUUAGGCGUGGAUGUGACUGGUCCCCGGAGCAGGUCAGCCAUCAGAUCCCGGCCUUGAUCGAUCCGGCACUGCUCGAAGAAAGUCUACAGAGAGCCGAGAAGAGCCUCUCCCUUGAGGACCUCAAGAAAGAAGACGGGGUAUUUGCGGAACUAGAUCUUGCUGAUGGCAGAGUGAUUUGUCUCAAAGGUGAACACCAAGUUCUGGCCUCUGACGCCACCGUCGUAAACCGGAAAAAGCGUUGGAUUGUUCGUUUGUACUCAACAGACCUAAGCGAAGAUGCAAGAAACGACCUGGCAGAUGAAAGGGCGAGUGAGAGGCAAAUGACAGAUGCCGAGUACUUCUACAAUAUCACUUUGUUCUGGUUGAAGAACGGCGAUCCUGAUCAAGGACCCCGGCCCAACCCAUGGUUCGCUCAGCUUAUGCGUCAUUCCGAGGGCAAAGCGAAAAACUUGAAGCGGCUAUGGUCGGGUCCGUCCUCUCAAGGAGACUUAUUGAGGCGAUUCCAUGAGAUCCCUGCCCUCUUCUGGGGAAUCAGUCUCGGCAACGUAGGAAAGACAAUAGCCAUGCCGAGACAACAGACCCGAAAUCAGAUUAAACGUGUGUUUGACUUCUGGGACUACAUCUGCUGUCAUGAUGUGGUCAGUGGCAGAGCCUCAGGUGCAUACGCCGGCCUCAACCUCGCCAACAGUGGCGAGAUCUUGCGUAACUUCGACACCACAGAACGAGCCGCCAUCUUGUCUCGGCUCGAAUUAGCCACGACGGAUCGAGUUGUUCCAACGUUAGGGAUCCUCUUUAGGAAUACCCUAUAUCUACAGAGCGUUAUCGAUUGCCUGAGACACCUGGUUCCACGUCACCGUCAGGCGCGGGACCUAUGGGACGAUUUGAACAACGGAUUUGAAGAGAGAGGCGAUGGUCGUUGCUUGUUACAGGUAUCUGACACACGUUUCAAACUGGUCCACGUCAGUGAGAUUGACCAAUUCGAGAUCGCACGCAGACAGCUGUGGCUUUUUGCUUUACGAGAAUUUCCAUCCUUACCUCGUGAUGUGACGUCAAAACGAGCUGAGCCCAAGAGCUGCGUGGACGAGGCCAAGCUCUUUGAACUCGCGGUGCUUGCUCAUAGACUCGGAUGCCGAUCGGACCAGAUAGAUCAUAUACGGACCAAUACGUGCUGGAGACCAUCUCCUAUACAGUCCGUCUACAAACAGGAUUCGAAUAUUGAUUCAAAGCCUUACAAGCACGGCAAACCCCAUCCCGAGGACUUGAAGAGGUACAAAAGUUCGCUCUUUCUUUCGAAUCUCCACAAGCCGUUCGACCCGGAAAAUCUUGAAUCAUCUUUCUUCUUCAUCCAGCGAUCGCUCUACUUUGACAUCUAUCCAGAUAAACCGCAAGGUAUCGACGAGUUGCUGCAUAGGGCGGCCGAGGUGGGCGAGUGCGAACUGAUUGACGACGAAUACCGGCCUAGGAUACAGGGGGCCAGUGAACAAUUAAUAUGCCAAGAGGAUCAGCUACGCGCAUCAAUUUCCGAACUGCAGGAGAGCUUGGAAUCCCGCAAGAAAGAACUCGAAUCAGAGGCCCAGGAGAUGAGAAGUACAGAGGAGGAGGCGGCCCUUUUUCCGAUCGAAGAGGACACCCCACCGCCCACGUCCGAAACCUCAGACUUGCAAAGGAUGGCAUUCCCGGUGGAAAUGAGGAGAAAAACAAGGGUCGUAAAGACGGAGAUAGAGUUGACGGCAUGGUUAGAGGUACUUGAGCAACGAGGCUACAGUAUGGUUGACCAGCAUAUGAAGACAUUGGUGCCUCACUCAUGCUUCAAAGCUUUGAAGGACGAGGAACAAGAAAAGGACAGGCUCAUAAUUCUCCUCAAAGAAUUUCAUAGCGAGUAUGAUUUCCUGGAGGAGGGUUGUCUCCAGUGGGCAAAGAAAAGGGCAAGAGUAGAGUAUAUUUUCCGGGAUGCCGAUGAGAUGAGGGAAAAGAAGAGGACAAGGGUAAAUCAAACUGAUGAUGUUGAUGAUAUUCUUUAA
Fusarium oxysporum Fo47 is the source of this 2187-nucleotide messenger RNA. RefSeq lists its product as uncharacterized. The record is from RefSeq and is a predicted model, not a curated record. The transcript has 6 exons. The coding region runs from base 1 to 2187 and encodes 728 amino acids. Lineage: Eukaryota; Fungi; Ascomycota; Sordariomycetes; Hypocreales; Nectriaceae.